GCCUAGCUGCUUUCUAGUGUACAAAUUCAUGACCAUGUCUUCCUAUUUGACAAAGUGUAUGCUUUAAAAAAAUCCACCCUGAUGCUUUCUUUAGUGGCCAAGGAAGUUAGCAAUAGUGGACUUUGAGAGAGGUCUGGAUUUGAAUUCUAGUCCUUAUGUUGGCUCUGUGUGUGACAUUGAGUAACUUUGUAUUUAUAAAAUGGAAACAAUAGUCAGUAAGAAACUACCUGGAGGGGUGAUGGUGGUGGAUAGCUGUACAGAAAGUGGUGACUUAUAAAUCAAGUUAAAAUGUCUCCAGAAAUUGCCUUGAAUCGAAUUUCUCCAAUGCUGUCCCCAUUCAUAUCUAGCGUGGUCCGAAAUGGAAAGGUCGGACUGGAUGCUACAAACUGUUUGAGAAUAACGGACUUGAAGUCUGGCUGUACAUCAUUGACUCCUGGACCCAACUGUGACCGCUUCAAACUGCACAUACCAUAUGCUGGAGAGACAUUAAAAUGGGACAUCAUUUUCAAUGCUCAGUACCCAGAGCUGCCCCCUGAUUUCAUCUUUGGAGAGGAUGCUGAGUUCCUGCCAGACCCCUCUGCUCUACAUAACCUUGCCUCCUGGAACCCUUCAAACCCUGAGUGCCUCCUGCUUGUGGUGAAGGAGCUGGUGCAGCAGUACCACCAGUUCCAAUGCAGCCGCCUCCGCGAGAGCUCUCGCCUCAUGUUCGAAUACCAGACGCUCCUGGAAGAACCUCAGUAUGGAGAGAACAUGGAAAUUUAUGCUGGGAAGAAAAACAACUGGACUGGUGAAUUUUCAGCUCGAUUCCUACUGAAGUUACCUGUAGAUUUCAGCAACAUUCCUACAUAUCUUCUCAAGGAUGUAAAUGAAGACCCUGGAGAAGAUGUGGCCCUCCUUUCUGUCAGUUUUGAAGAUACUGAAGCCACCCAAGUGUACCCCAAGUUGUACUUGUCACCCCGAAUUGAGCAUGCCCUCGGAGGCUCUUCAGCUCUUCAUAUCCCUGCUUUUCCAGGAGGAGGCUGUCUCAUUGAUUAUGUGCCUCAAGUUUGCCACCUGCUCACCAACAAGGUACAGUAUGUGAUUCAAGGAUAUCACAAAAGAAGGGAGUAUAUUGCUGCUUUUCUCAGUCACUUUGGCACAGGUGUCGUGGAAUAUGAUGCAGAAGGCUUUACAAAACUUACUCUGCUGCUCAUGUGGAAAGAUUUUUGUUUCCUUGUACACAUUGACCUGCCCCUGUUUUUCCCUCGGGAUCAGCCAACUCUUACCUUUCAGUCCGUCUACCAUUUUACCAACAGUGGACAACUUUACUCCCAAGCACAAAAAAAUUACCCAUACAGCCCCAGAUGGGAUGGAAAUGAAAUGGCCAAGAGAGCGAAGGCUUAUUUCAAAACCUUUGUCCCUCAGUUCCAGGAGGCCGCAUUUGCCAAUGGAAAGCUCUAGGAAACAGCAGUGUUGAGAGGCAGCCAACCAGACUGCUCAGUCCACAUGUGUGUCAGCACACAGGCUGCUUCCCGGAAGCCACUUGGAAUGUCUUCAUGGCAGCCUUUUGCUCACACAGCAGCUCUGCCUGCCCCACACAGCCCUGCCCUCCUGGAGCCCAAACUUGAGCUGACUGGUAGUACCCUGAAUCCUAGCCACCCAUCACUGCUGGUUGCUCCCUCUAUCUUCUUUAUAUUUCUUGGCUGGAAGAAAUAAACUCCUUUAUCAUGCAGAAAAUUUCCAGGGAAAAUAAAAUGUCAUGAAUGCACACA
Cricetulus griseus (Chinese hamster) is the source of this 1751-nucleotide messenger RNA. Lineage: Eukaryota; Metazoa; Chordata; Mammalia; Rodentia; Cricetidae. The record is from RefSeq and is a predicted model, not a curated record.